Messenger RNA from Sitophilus oryzae (rice weevil), 2176 nucleotides. RefSeq names its product UDP-glucose 6-dehydrogenase (gene sgl). NCBI's taxonomy places the organism in Eukaryota, Metazoa, Arthropoda, Insecta, Coleoptera, Curculionidae. Gene Ontology annotation, molecular function: NAD binding; UDP-glucose 6-dehydrogenase activity. The transcript has 10 exons. Gene Ontology annotation, cellular component: cytosol; nucleus. The record is from RefSeq and is a predicted model, not a curated record. The coding region runs from base 525 to 1961 and encodes 478 amino acids. Gene Ontology annotation, biological process: glycosaminoglycan biosynthetic process.
ACACAAUUAACAAUUUUUAUAAAUUUUACCUUUAAAAUAUGAAUUCAAAUCAUUCUUUAUAUUUUAUUCAAAUGUUAUUAAUGAAAGUGUCUUGUUUUAUUUAAUUAAAAUUAUAUAGAACAUUUUAUAGAAGGUAUUAAAAUCCAAUAAUAGAAGGAGAAGGACGGGAAGGACCAUAACCUUAAAAAUAUUCUUUUAAAAGCCGAUGUGAUGUACGGAAAUAAAACAAGUGUACACGUAAACGAAUUAUUUAAAAGAGAUUAAAAGGGAUUUUCUCACUAUCGGGAAAAGUAAUCUGAUGGUAAUUUUAUAGCUAAAGACGCGAUAAUGUUCAAUGCCAAAUGAGUCUCGUUUUUUUGUUACUUCCACGUAGAUUAUUUAACUAACGCGUCUUCUACGUGGAUUGUUUUCAUAUCCAAAAGGAUUUAAUUUGUAGAAUCGGACUGAUUUCUUAGCAGUUUCAGGUAAGAAUUAGAACAAGAAGUACUUAAGAUAUUCUUAUUAAAAAAUAAACCUUGUACAAUAUGGUUGUAAAAAAUAUAUGUUGUCUGGGAGCUGGGUACGUAGGGGGUCCCACUUGUAGUGUCAUAGCUUUAAAAUGCCCCGAAAUCAAAGUAACGGUGGUGGAUAAAAGCAAGGAAAGAAUAGCGCAAUGGAACAGCGAUAAAUUACCUAUUUAUGAGCCGGGACUAGACGAGGUGGUGAAAGCAUGUAGAGGAAAAAAUCUGUUUUUUUCUCAUGAUUGUAACGCGGCAAUUUUGGAGGCCGAUCUCAUCUUUAUAUCAGUCAAUACGCCAACAAAGACGUUUGGUAAUGGCAAGGGAAGAGCGCCCGACUUGAAAUUCGUGGAAGGAGCGGCUAGAAUGAUAGCCGAUGUAGCUCAGAGUAACAAAAUUGUGGUGGAAAAAAGUACAGUGCCAGUAAAUGCUGCAGAAAGCAUUAUGAAAAUCCUUAAGGCUAAUCAAAGACCUGGAGUUUCGUACCAGAUCUUGAGCAAUCCAGAAUUUUUAGCUGAAGGUACUGCCAUAAAUGAUUUGCUGAACGCAGACAGAGUACUUAUAGGAGGUGAAGAGUCACCCGCUGGUGAAGCAGCAAUAGAAGAGUUGUGCCAAAUUUAUGAACAUUGGAUUCCCAGGAAAAGAAUUCUUACAACCAAUACAUGGUCCAGUGAACUUUCAAAAUUGGCUGCCAAUGCCAUGUUAGCUCAAAGAAUAUCAAGUAUAAAUUCUCUUUCCGCUGUUUGCGAAGCUACAGGAGCGGAUAUAGCCGAGGUAGCCCGAGCUGUGGGGCUCGAUUCCAGAAUAGGACCCAAAUUUUUACAGGCUUCCAUUGGUUUCGGCGGGAGCUGUUUCCAAAAGGACAUUCUCAACCUGGUCUACAUUUGCGAGUGUCUCAAUCUACCUCAGCAAGCUGCUUAUUGGCAGAGCGUGAUCGACAUGAACGAACACCAAAAACACCGAUUCACCGCCAAAGUGAUCGAAUCCCUGCUAAACACGGUCAGCGGUAAGAAAAUCUGCAUAUUGGGCUUCGCCUUCAAGAAAAACACGGGAGACACUAGAGAAAGUGCAGCGAUAUAUGUAGCAAAGACUCUUCUGGAUGAGGGAGCGUCAAUUAGUAUCUACGAUCCUAAGGUGGAGAAUUCUCAAAUCCAUGAAGACUUGAAGUAUGUGGGAAUCACACCUGAACACAUUGAAAGUCACUUAUCAAUUUUCAAGGAUGCCUAUUCUGCCACCAAGGACUGCCAUGCCAUUAUUUUGUGUACAGAAUGGGACGAAUUUGUGACUCUAGAUUAUGAGGCGAUCUACGAUCAAAUGAUGAAGCCGGCUUAUAUAUUUGAUGGUAGAAAAAUCCUAGAUCACAACAACCUUCUUAGAAUUGGUUUUCACGUAGAAACUAUAGGUUCCCGCCUAGGACAGCCAUUCAAGAACAGAAGAUACAGCACAAGCCCACAAGCCUUAUAACUUAAAAUUACUUUAUUUUAUAAUUUAUAACUUUAUGCAUUUAUAAGUAUUACUUAAAAGUAUUCCGUAUAUUAUUUUUCCAGGUCAGUUUUAAUUGUUUACGUUUAUUUAUGUUUCUGUAUAUUACGCGACAUUUCCAUGAAUUUAAAUCUUGUAUGGUGCUAUUUUAUUAUUAGAUAUUAAGUGCAAUAAAUCAUAAAUAAUGAUUAAUUGAA